This is a messenger RNA of Theileria equi strain WA, 3024 nucleotides long. RefSeq lists its product as hypothetical. The transcript has 4 exons. Bases 1 to 3024 code for a protein of 1007 amino acids. NCBI's taxonomy places the organism in Eukaryota, Apicomplexa, Aconoidasida, Piroplasmida, Theileriidae. The record is from RefSeq and is a predicted model, not a curated record.
AUGUCAAGAGAGACAAUAAAAGACAUAACAGUAGACAUAAAGUACAAAUGUCCAGAUGGAGAAAGAGGAAGUCUACAAGGGGAAUGUAAGUGUGUCGGAUACUUUAUUGCUUCUCUAUCAAAUUUAUACACUCCCCCUGGGGAUCCGCAUUACAAAGAAUGUCAUCACAAGGGUAAUAUACGAAAUGUCAUUACUCUGAAAUAUGGUGGACAAGAGCUUAAAAAUACAGAUGGAUAUGAACUUGUAAAAAACAAGACGAUCACUGAGAUAUGUACCUACUACAGUUAUAAGUAUGACGAUGGCCCACACAUAAUAAAGAAACCCCUUCUACUUCGAAUCAGGAACAAUGGAGGAACCUACUGGUAUGGAAAUCUGGGUAAUGAUAACCUGACGUGGAAGGAGAUCGAUCAUGGGGAGAAAACGUUUUAUCCAGAUGGCAUCAAAAAUGACGAUGUGCUUAAGAAAGAACUUGACAGGCUCACCUGCCAACUCCACAAACUUCACUUCGUCGAUAUUUUUAACACUGAUAAUCAUACCCCUAAUUACCAUUGUCCUGUCUGUAAAGAAUACAAGGUCACAGUUAGUUCUGAGGCGAUAACUGAUUUUUCCGGAUAUACAAAAUAUAAGCAUGAAUACGAAAUUAAGCCAGACUCCGUUAGGUACAAAGACGUUGUUCUCAAAUUGAAAGAUGAAGGAGAUAAUGAUGACAGCUAUGGCCCGAUUCCACUUAGCGAAGACAUUAAAAAUCUCUCCGUCUACUACUGGAAUAUGGAUCUGCAACGAACCAAGCCUCUUUUAAUGGAGGCAUAUACCGUAGUGAUCUUCGGAAACAGCCUGAUACCUCUAGGUAAUGAUGGAAAUGUAAGUUAUAACGACAAUACAAAGUGGAGCAUGAUGAAAUCUGAAGAUGGUGAUUAUUUGCUAGAACUACCUCAAGAUAAACUUAAGGAAAAGCUUCAAGAACAAAAAUGCAAACUUUUUAAUCCUGUUACAAUAGAUGUUUCUCAGAAUGAGCCUAAAUAUACUAAUGAGUACUGUAUAAAGGAAGGAUGUACUAAUGACGGAUGUCCUAGGACCAUAGAAGUUACCAACUACAAUGAUCCUCAAUAUGAAGACCUCAGAUCGUGUGGGUAUACCGCUAAGAAGCACACCUAUAGAGGAAAUAAGCCCUUUACCAUAACUAGUUUCAUUAAUGGUUCUUCAGAAGGUAACAGUUCGGAGAAACUUACACUAUGGAAUGUUCAAGAGGUAGUAGUUUUCUUGCCCCCUUGUCCUAAACCUGAUGACAAAGCUGCCGAAACUCCUCUUAUACUCCGUAUUAGUAGUGGGAAUGGAUAUGCCUAUAGGUGGUCUAGUAACUAUUGCACAAAGAGUGGUAAGUUUGAUUUGGAGGAGGGUAAACCAGAAAGUAAGGUUCCAAGGGUAGUUGAAAAUCUUAUUAAAGUUAGUGAGACCGCUAAACAACCAGGACCAGAACUACAUCCUAAAGAAGAGGGUGGAGAACUAAAACAAGACCUUGAUGAAGAAGAACCAGAAGUUGUUACUUCUGCUCUUGUUGCUAGUGGUCCUGGUAAACUUGAAGAUGGAGUUGGUGAAAUACCAGGUACUGGUCCAGAAGAUAUUCAACUGCCUCCUUCUGUCGAACCAGUUCCUACUUCUGGUACUCCUGCUAGUGAUCAAGGUGGAGCUAGAGUAGACACUGUAGAACUAUUGAAAGAGGUCGGAAAGGAUAUAGGUCAUGUGCUAGGUGAAUCCGUUGUAGCUGGAUUGGCUGGUGCUGUAGAUGUUACUGCUUUGCUGGCUAAGGAGUUAAAGGAGGCUCUUUGGCAUAUACCUGCUCCCGUUGUUGCUGAAGCUGCUGGUCUUGUUGGCAAGGUUCUUAAAAUUGCUGCUCCUCCUGAACCUGUUACUCAAUCUGCUCCUGUUCCUACUUCCCCUGGUCCUAUAGUUGGUUUUAGGGGUACUUCUCUCAAAUCUAUGGGUGGUUCUAUUCCUCUCCCCGGACAACAAGGCGAAUACGGCCCACUCUUAUCUCUUACUACUGCUACUCUUCCAGUAAAGGGUAGUGGUGAUCCUUUAUCCUUACCCGGAGCAGAGGGUGGCUCUAGGGACACUAUUGUUCCUGAGGUUAUAGGUGGUUAUGGACUAGGUCCUGGACCUAUAGGUGGUUCUACUCCUGUUACUAGUCUGUCAAUUAGUGGUGUUGCUGGCCCUCCCGACAGUAAGCCUACUUCUGCCUUCUCUCCUCCUUCUCUUGAAGAAUUUCCUGCUCUUAAACAAGCUAAAGCUACUGAAGCUCAAGCUGCUGCUAUGAAAGUCCCAGACUCUACUCUUGGAACUCCUGGUCCUGGCUCUCCUCAAGACUUUCCUGGUAGUCCUGGUGGAGGUGGAGGACAACUCCCUCCUGCUACUACUACUGAAGCUCUUGAACGAAAAGCUCCUGCUCCUAGUCUACCUGCUGAUCCUGCUCAAGCUGCUUCUCAAGAAUCUGAUCCACCUCCUGAUCCUGAAUCUCCUCAACCUCUUGUUGGUAUUCUUACUACUGGCUCCGCAUUAGCUGGAUACGCCUUCUCAGGUACUCUUGCCGGAGCUGGCGCAACCUUUUUUGGAGGAUGGAAACUUUAUAAUCGCUAUAAAGGAGACCCUUGGCUUUGUGUAAUAGUAUCGGAUAUAUUUAUUAAGCAAUUUAAACGGGAUACUUGGCGCAAACGCCUUCUUUAUCUAUUCGCAAAGGCCAAGGAUCCGAACUGGAUAGUCUUAUUUUUCGUCCUGAGGGGAUCAUUUCAAAAUGCGCCAUCACCGCUAAAGAUUUCAGUAAUGCUCCAGUUUACAGAGCUAAAAUCUGCAGGGUAUUGGCUUUCGUCGGAAUAUCUCACACGCAUAAUCAUGGCCAUCACUACCGUUGCAGGAGGACAAAUUUUUGAAAGCUACGGUUAUCACACCUGCUUCGCUCUCACUGGGUGCUUCUACCUGGCUUCGUUGGCAAUUUUAUUACCGUGUUUGAUAAUUUUCCCGGACCUUUAA